This is a messenger RNA of Gekko japonicus, 1697 nucleotides long. It is a transcript of the gene GTF3C5, whose product is annotated as general transcription factor IIIC subunit 5. Gene Ontology annotation, biological process: transcription initiation at RNA polymerase III promoter. Gene Ontology annotation, cellular component: transcription factor TFIIIC complex. The transcript has 12 exons. Bases 17 to 1486 code for a protein of 489 amino acids. The record is from RefSeq and is a predicted model, not a curated record. Lineage: Eukaryota; Metazoa; Chordata; Lepidosauria; Squamata; Gekkonidae.
UUUCCCACGGAGGAAAAUGGCGGGGGGCGGCCGGGGCGCGGGGGCGGCGACCCCCCAGUUGCGGCGCGACAAGCGGCUGGUGUGCGUGGAGUACCCCGGCGUGGUGCGGAACGUGGGCAAGAUGCUGCAGACUCUGGGGGGCGAAGACGGAGUCUCUCGGGUCUAUGCUGACCCUAGCAGAAGGCUUGAGCUCCACUUCCGCCCCAAGGACCCCUACUGCCACCCCGUGUGUGCCAACCGCUUCCCUACGUCUUCCAUGCUGCUUAAAGUGAAAAGGACUACAAGGAGGAAGCGUACAGAAGCCGGAGCGUCUGAGGAAGACGUCCAGUUUGAAGUAGAGAUUCUUGGGAUUGUUACCACAGUCUAUAAGUUUCAAGGGAUGUCCGAUUUCCAGUAUUUGGCAGUGCACUCUGGACCUCAAGGCAAGCACACCUCCAUGUAUGACAAAGUGUUGAUGCUCAAACCGGAGAAAGAGGAGUUCUUCAUGAACGAACUGCCGCUCUACAUCCCUCCGCCCAUUUUCUCACGCUUGGACACUCCUGUGGAUUAUUACUACCGGCCAGAAAUACGGCAUAGGGAAGGGUAUCACAACCCCCCAGUGUCUAGCGAGAACCUGAUAGGACUCAGCCGGGCCCGUCGGCCCCACAACGCCGUCUUUGUCACCUUUGAGGACGAAGAGAUCCCUUUGAAACCGCUGGAUGCAGCCGAGCAGACCUGGAAGAGAGUGUGCAGCAAUGCCAUCGAUCACAAAGCAGAGGAAGAACUGAGAAAACUCUUUGAGGUCCGUCCCAUCUGGUCGCGCAAUGCUGUGAAGGCCAAUAUUAGCAUUCAUCCGGACAAACUGAAGUUUCUCCUGCCCUACUUAGCGUUCUACAUGUUAACAGGACCCUGGAGGAGCCUGUGGGUUCGCUUUGGUUAUGAUCCCAGAAAACAUCCAGAAGCAAAGAUCUACCAGGUCCUGGACUUCAGGAUUCGAUGUGGAAUGAAAUAUGGGUAUGCGCCGAACGACAUGCCCGUGAAAGCCAAACGCAGCACGUACAACUACAGUCUACCGAUCACUGUGAAAAAGCCAGCAAGUCACGCGGCCGGCAUCCAAGACCUGAAGCAAGGGCUGAGCACAUCGGGGACCCCCAGCCCAAGAAAGCCCGCUUUUAGCAAGUACAAACUGAAGGAUUCGAUCUACAUCUUCCGAGAAGGGUCCCUGCCUCCCUACCGACAGAUGUUCUAUCAGCUCUGUGACUUGAACGUGGAAUGCUUGCAGAAGAUCAUCCACAGGAACGACGGCACCGAGGCAGUGUGCACAGUACGGGGGGGGGGAUGUGCUCUGUUCACAACCGCAUCAAAUGCCGAAGAGGGCAAAGAGCAGCUAACCUUUGAGUCCGGGGAGGAGGAAGAAGAGGAGGAGGAGGAGGAGGAGGAGGAAGAAGAUCGGCCCUCGGACGGGAGUGAAAACGAGAUGGAAACAGAGAUUCUGGACUACGUGUGAACGGACGUUGCUGACCUCUGGUGGCGGGGGGGGGCGCUUCGGCUUCCCUCAUUCCAGCAAUUUGCUGGCGAGCCCACUUGAUCUGCAAGACUCGAUCCGACACAUGCCGAUCCAUCUACGAUUGACCUCGAUGCAUGCCACCCUGAGGUUUGUCCUGAACUAGAGAUGUGAAGGUCCGGAAAAAAACCAGAAAAAUUAGGAAAAAAACGUU